GGUAUGAACUCUUGCCCUAAGAAACUUUGGGGCUGAACGAAUUUUUGGUAAAUUUGGGGGUAGAAAGAUGAGCAACAGAGGUAACAAUACUGGAGGUGGUAACAACAGUAACAUUAAUUCUUCCAAUCGCCCUGAAUGGUUGCAGCAGUACGAUUUGAUCGGUAAAAUUGGUGAGGGAACUUACGGUCUGGUAUUCUUAGCCAAGAUCAAGUCCAAUCGGAGCAAGUCUAUCGCGAUUAAGAAAUUCAAGCAAUCCAAAGAUGGUGAUGGCGUUUCCCCCACCGCAAUUCGCGAAAUCAUGUUGCUUAGGGAGAUAUCCCAUGAAAAUGUGGUGAAGCUGGUGAAUGUACACAUCAAUCAUAUGGACAUGUCUCUCUAUCUGGCCUUUGAUUAUGCUGAGCAUGACCUCUAUGAAAUUAUUAGACAUCACAGAGACAAGGUUAACCAAGCUAUUAACCAAUACACCGUGAAGUCAAUACUUUGGCAGUUGCUUAAUGGGCUAAAUUAUCUUCAUAGCAACUGGAUUAUGCAUCGAGAUCUUAAGCCCUCCAAUAUUUUGGUGAUGGGUGAUGGAGAAGAACAAGGAGUUGUAAAAAUUGCUGAUUUUGGACUGGCUAGAAUAUAUCAAGCUCCACUGAAGGCAUUAUCCGAUAAUGGGGUUGUUGUAACAAUUUGGUAUCGUGCACCAGAGUUGCUCCUUGGGGCGAAGCACUACACUAGUGCUGUUGAUAUGUGGGCUGUUGGCUGUAUAUUUGCGGAGCUUCUGACAUUGAAGCCACUGUUUCAAGGACAGGAAGUAAAAGCCACACCGAACCCUUUUCAGCUUGAUCAGCUCGACAAAAUUUUCAAGGUUCUAGGUCAUCCAACAGUGGAUAAGUGGCCAACACUUGCCCAUCUUCCACAUUGGCAGUCAGAUCAGCAGCACAUCCAAGGGCACAAAUAUGAUAGUCCUGGUCUUUACAGCGUUGUUCACCUCUCUCCAAAAAAUCCUGCAUAUGAUCUUCUCUCAAAAAUGUUGGAAUAUGAUCCUCGAAAACGUAUAACAGCAGCACAAGCUCUCGAGCAUGAGUAUUUUCGGAUGGAACCUUUACCUGGACGCAAUGCACUGGUACCGUCUCAACCUGGAGAGAAAAUUGUGAAUUAUCCAACCCGUCCAGUGGACACGAACACAGAUUUUGAGGGCACCACUAGUCUUCAGCCUGCUCAACAUGCAUCAGGAAACGUGUCUGGGGCUAUGGGAGGUCCACAUGUAAUGCCAAAUAGAUCUGUUCCACGCCCUAUGCAUAUGGUUGGCAUGCAAAGGAUGCAACAGCAGAGUAUGGCGGCUUAUAAUAUUGCCAAUCAGGCUGGGAUGGGUGGUGCAAUGAAUCCUGGAAAUAUCCCAAUGCAGCGUGGUGUUGCUGCCCAGCCUCAUCAACAGCAGCAGCAGUUAAGAAGGAAGGACGGAAUGGGGAUGCCCGGAUAUCCACAACAGAAAUCAAGGCGUUUUUGAGAUUUCGUGUUGCGAUCGGGGGACAUCAGGCCAGAAAAUGCAUAUCCUGUUUUCUUCUGCUGGUGUCUUACAGAAAUUGGCACUUGUAUAUUUGGUAAGACUGCAUAUAUAUAUAUAUAUAUAUAUUAUGUAUAUAUAUAUAUAUAUGUAUGUAUAAAGAUAUUGGUGUAGCAAACACAAACCAAUUUUGGGUUAUUGGUUAGAACCAUUAUAAAUACUUUUACCCUUAUCCAUUUGCAUUGAUGGUUAAAAGCAAACAAACAUGGUAUAUUCCGUUUGAAGGUAGAGUCCGGUGUUAACGAGUCAGAUUGGCUUUGAGAAAAUAAUAUUAGGCGUGAGCUUGAAUAUU
Cynara cardunculus var. scolymus (artichoke) is the source of this 1841-nucleotide messenger RNA. Its product is annotated as cyclin-dependent kinase E-1. The record is from RefSeq and is a predicted model, not a curated record. NCBI's taxonomy places the organism in Eukaryota, Viridiplantae, Streptophyta, Magnoliopsida, Asterales, Asteraceae. The coding region runs from base 68 to 1492 and encodes 474 amino acids. Gene Ontology annotation, cellular component: mediator complex; nucleus. The transcript has 16 exons. Gene Ontology annotation, molecular function: ATP binding; cyclin-dependent protein serine/threonine kinase activity; RNA polymerase II CTD heptapeptide repeat kinase activity. Gene Ontology annotation, biological process: protein phosphorylation.